CCUGCAUACAAUUUUUUGAACGAUAAUGACAUCACUGAAAUCCAGGCUGAAACUUUCAACUCAACACCACAGCUGACAAGGCUGUUCCUGUCUAACAACAAGUUAGCAGGCCUCAGAUCUGACAUGUUCACAGGGCUGGGAAACCUGGAGGAACUUUCUCUAUACAGUAAUAACAUCACUGAUAUUCAGGCUGGAACCUUCAAUCCAACACCACAACUGAUAAUUUUGUACCUGUCUAACAACAAGUUAACAAACCUCAGAUCUGACAUGUUUACGGGGCUGGGGAACUUGCGGGAUCUUUAUCUAUACAGUAAUGACAUGACUGACAUUCAGGCUGGGACCUUCAAUUCAACACCACAACUGAAAAACUUGUGGCUGUUUAAAAACACGUUAGCACACCUCAGAUCUGACAUGUUCACAGGGCUGGGAAACUUGGGGGAACUUUAUCUAACCGUUAAUCCCAUUAAUGAUAUUCAGGCUGGAACCUUCAAUUCGACACCACAACUGACAAGGCUGCACCUGAAUAACAACAAGUUAACAGGCCUCAGAUCUGACAUGUUCACAGGGCUGGGGAACUUGGACGAACUUGAGCUGCAGAAUGUUGACAUUAGUGAUGUUCAGACUGGAACUUUCAACUCAACACCACAACUGAGAAGCUUGCAUCUGCGUAAUAACAAGUUAACAACCCUCAGAACCGGCAUGUUCACAGGGCUGGGGAACUUGCAGGACCUUAGGCUUUGCAAUAAUCCCACUAUUGACAUUCAGGCUGGAACUUUCAAUUCAACAUCACAGCUGAAACAUUUGUGGCUGGAUGACAACAAGUUCACCCACCUCAGACCAGGCAUGUUCACAGGGCUGGGAAACUUGGAGAUGCUUUCGCUAAAAAAUAAUGGCAUCAGUUACAUUCAGGCUGGAACUUUCAAUUCUACACCACAACUGCGAUGGUUGUACCUGUUGAACAACUAUAUUCAAUCCAUUCCACCCAACUUACUUUCAAAUCUGUUCCAACUGCAAGUCCUUAGGUUGACCUACAACAACAUCACAAUGUUUCCAUUUGAAGAUUUGGCAAGACUUGAAAAUCUUUCUGUACUUUCUCUCGAAAAUAACCAAAUGACAACUCUUCCAUCCGUGGCCUAUGACCUACUUUCCUCCAUCUCUGAGGUAUACAUUUACAACAAUCCCUGGCAGUGUGACUGUAGGAUGGUGGGCUUUAGGUUGAAGAUGACAAGGUCUUAUUCUUAUGACGACUACAUCACUUGUUCCCAACCUGACAUCCUCUAUGGUCAGAAGCUCAUAGAUACCAGUUCUGAACAUUUGAUGUCAUCUUGUGAAGAACCAACAACUGUUUUGACCUCCCAUGCACCUACCACAGUGGCUACAAACAUCACCUAAAGCACCACUGACUCUGCUAUAACCUCCUCUGCACCUGUUUCUAUUUUCACAUCACCUUCUGUCAAAACAACGUGAACCUGCUACUUUCUCCUUACAUGUAUCUGUCCU
This is a messenger RNA of Branchiostoma belcheri (Belcher's lancelet), 1500 nucleotides long. RefSeq names its product leucine-rich repeat-containing protein 15-like. NCBI's taxonomy places the organism in Eukaryota, Metazoa, Chordata, Leptocardii, Amphioxiformes, Branchiostomatidae. Gene Ontology annotation, cellular component: extracellular matrix. The record is from RefSeq and is a predicted model, not a curated record. Gene Ontology annotation, molecular function: protein binding. The transcript is spliced from 2 exons. The annotation marks the transcript as partial.